Colletotrichum siamense is the source of this 807-nucleotide messenger RNA. RefSeq names its product Cytochrome c oxidase assembly protein COX11. Lineage: Eukaryota; Fungi; Ascomycota; Sordariomycetes; Glomerellales; Glomerellaceae. The transcript has 4 exons. Bases 1 to 807 code for a protein of 268 amino acids. The record is from RefSeq and is a predicted model, not a curated record. Gene Ontology annotation, cellular component: mitochondrial inner membrane. Gene Ontology annotation, molecular function: copper ion binding.
AUGAACGCCUUACCGCGCCUUCCAUGGCGUCAAUCGGCACAGAGAUGGAGCUGCUUCUUUUGCCAACACGCCCGCCCCUCCCCUCGAAACCUCGCCUCUCCCGCCGCCCGCCGCGCCGCAUCGACCACACCUUCGCCGAAGCAGCAAACCGGUCCUAGCUUCGGCGGCGCCCCGUCCAUGGAGCAGGUACAUGCGCAUUACAGACGGAAGAACGCUACGACAGCGUACUACACCCUCAGCAUCAUCCUUGGUACGGUCGCAUUGUCAUACGGCUCCGUCCCUCUCUACAAGAUGAUCUGCCAAACAACAGGCUGGGGUGGCCAACCCAUCCGUGCCCACGGCCCCGAUGUCGACUACAGCGAAGACGGCCUCGCCUCGCGCCUGGUCCCUGUAACCUCGGCCAACCGCAUCCGCGUCACAUUCAGCUCCUCCGUCUCCGACGUGCUUCCUUGGAAGUUCACGCCGCAGCAGAGAGAGGUGCGCGUGCUCCCCGGCGAGACGGCGCUGGCGUUUUACACGGCGACGAACACCUCCGACACGGACAUCAUCGGCGUGGCGACUUACAGCGUGACUCCUGGGCAGGUGGCGCCGUACUUUAGCAAGAUCCAAUGCUUUUGUUUUGAAGAGCAGCGGUUGAAUGCGGGCGAGACGGUCGACAUGCCCGUGUUUUUCUACCUUGACCCGGAUAUCGUAAACGACGUCAACAUGCGCGGUAUCGAGACUGUGACGUUGAAUUAUACCUUCUUCAAGGCCAAGUACGACGACAAUGGCAGGUUCAAGGCACCUGUGCCGAUUGAACAGAAGUAA